Molecule: messenger RNA, 1573 nt
Organism: Melanotaenia boesemani (Boeseman's rainbowfish)
Lineage: Eukaryota; Metazoa; Chordata; Actinopteri; Atheriniformes; Melanotaeniidae
Gene: adss1
Product: adenylosuccinate synthase 1
Exons: 13
Coding region: 114-1484 (456 amino acids)
Biological process (GO): 'de novo' AMP biosynthetic process; IMP metabolic process
Cellular component (GO): cytoplasm
Molecular function (GO): adenylosuccinate synthase activity; GTP binding
Source: RefSeq, a predicted model, not a curated record
CCUCUGUGCGUCUGGCUCUGACAUCAUCAGCUCUGAAGUUACAGAUAUGGCAAGGCCACUCUUGGAAGAGAGUUUAGUCUUCUUGAGACGGAAAGACUAAAGCAACCGCCAUCAUGUCCCUCAGCUGGUCGUCCAAAGACCACAAAAAUACAAAUCAAGCCGCCGCGACUGGACAGAAGCGACCGCGCACUGACGCGGGGAACAAAGUGUCGGUGGUGCUCGGAGCUCAGUGGGGAGACGAGGGAAAAGGCAAAGUGGUCGAUUUAUUGGCGACCGAAGCUGACGUUGUCUGCAGGUGUCAGGGUGGCAACAAUGCAGGACACACAGUGGUAGUGGACGGCAAGGAGUACGAUUUUCACCUCCUACCCAGUGGGAUCAUUAAUUCCAAAAGCAUAUCACUUAUUGGUAAUGGAGUGGUCAUACAUCUACCUGGAUUGUUUGAAGAGGGAGAUAAAAAUGACAAGAAAGGUCUGAAAGGCUGGGAUAAGAGACUGAUUGUUUCAGACAGAGCUCACCUCGUGUUUGAUUUCCACCAGGUGGUUGAUGGCUUACAAGAGACUGAAAGACAAGCACAAGAAGGAAAGAACAUUGGAACAACUAAGAAGGGCAUUGGUCCUGCAUACUCCAGCAAAGCAUCUCGCACUGGCCUGCGUGUAUGCGACCUCCUGGGGGAUUUUAAGGAUUUCUCUACAAGAUUCAAGAACCUUGUCCACCAGUAUCAGUCCAUGUAUCCAUCCUUGACAGUUGAUGUUGAGGACCAGCUGAAAAAACUAAAGGAAUAUGCAGAGAGAUUGCGCCCAAUGGUUAGAGAUGGGGUCUAUUACAUGUACGAAGCUCUUCAUGGACCCCCGAAGAAGAUUUUAGUUGAAGGGGCCAAUGCAGCUCUGCUCGACAUUGACUUUGGAACAUAUCCUUUUGUGACGUCAUCAAACUGCACUGUAGGAGGGGUGUGCACUGGUCUCGGCAUCCCUCCACUGAAUAUUGGUGAUGUAUUUGGUGUGGCAAAGGCCUACACUACCAGAGUGGGAAUUGGAGCUUUUCCCACAGAACAACUCAAUGCAGUUGGAGAGUUGCUGCAGACAAGGGGUCAUGAGGUGGGCGUGACCACAGGAAGGAAGCGGCGUUGUGGUUGGUUGGAUCUUGUCAUUGUCAGAUAUGCUCACAUGAUCAAUGGAUUCACCGCCAUUGCCUUGACAAAACUUGAUAUUCUGGACGUGCUGGAUGACAUUAAAGUUGGAGUUGCCUACAAACUAAAUGGGAAAAGAAUCCCUCAUUUCCCAGCCAACAUGGAUGUUUUGCACAAAGUGGAAGUUGAGUAUGAGACCUUCCCUGGUUGGAAAACUGAUACAUCUGCAGCCAGGAAGUGGAGUGACCUCCCUGCUAAGGCACAAAACUACAUCCGCUUCAUUGAGAACCACAUUGGAGUUCCCAUCAAAUGGGUUGGUGUUGGAAAGUCCAGAGAGUGCAUGAUCCAGAUGUUCUAAAUCACUGAAAAAACCUUGAUGAAAGAAAAUUUGCCAUGAUGAGGCAUCUUUUCUCUUGCUAAGAUAAUAAAUAUCUGUGUAACCUUUAA